AUGCAGCAUGAUGAGAGCAAUAAAGAACCAGAAUUUCAAUUAUUGAGCGAUGAAGAACCAGAAUUUCAAUUAUUGAAUGAUGAAGAACCAGGAUUUCAAUUAUUAAGUGAUGAAGAACUAGAAUUUCAAUUAUUAAGCAAUGAAGAACCAGAAUUUCAAUUGUUAAGCAAUGAAGAACCAGAAUUUCAAUUGUUGAACAAUAAAGAACUAAAAUUUCAAUUAUUGAUUGAUGAGGAGCAAGUGCUUCAAGAAUUGAGUAACAAGGAACAAGAAGAACGACAAAAAAAAGCAAUUAUAGGCGUAGAAAAAAUGGAUUAUGAUAAUGAAACUGAUGUGGUUAGUAUGUAUAAAGUAUUAGUUGCACUGCAGGAAAUUAACGAAACAGAAAUCUCCAACAUUGUAGAGCAUUUAUUACUUGAUGUAGAACCAACA
Messenger RNA from Dentiscutata erythropus, 432 nucleotides. NCBI's taxonomy places the organism in Eukaryota, Fungi, Glomeromycota, Glomeromycetes, Diversisporales, Gigasporaceae. The record is from the annotation of a GenBank genome assembly.